AUGAGUAUAUUGUUUCUGAUUCCGGAAAACUUCACUUCUGAACAAAUCGACUAUAUUCACAAGGCGCUCAACACAAUUGCUAACGUAUCUUGUUUAACGUUCGUGGAAGCUGCGCCAGAUGCAACUUCGUAUGUUAGAGUUGUUGGCGACAGCAUAGGUUGUUUUUCUGAAGUUGGUUUCACUGGAUCCAUCCAAGAUUUGAACCUGGCACCAAAUGUACUAGAGCAGGGCUGUUUCCGACUCGGUACGAUCAUUCAUGAGUUCCUCCAUGCCUUAGGAUUCUACCACAUGCAAAGCGCCAGUGACCGUGAUGACUACGUAACUAUCGUGUGGGAAAACAUUCAACCGGGACGGGAGCAUAACUUCGAAAAGUACGCCAGUACUGAAAUCAGUAGUUUUGACACAGGUUACGAUUAUGGAAGUGUUUUACACUACCCAGCUACCGCUUUCAGCGUGAAUGAGGAACGCACGAUUAUCCCGAAAGAUCCUAACGCUACCAUCGGACAGCGUAAAGGUAUGAGUGAGAAGGAUAUUGCUAAGCUUAACCACAUGUACAAAUGUGAUGGUUCAAUAAAUAAAAAUCAUUGA
Messenger RNA from Wyeomyia smithii (pitcher-plant mosquito), 588 nucleotides. Its product is annotated as zinc metalloproteinase nas-15-like. The transcript is spliced from 2 exons. Gene Ontology annotation, biological process: proteolysis. The record is from RefSeq and is a predicted model, not a curated record. NCBI's taxonomy places the organism in Eukaryota, Metazoa, Arthropoda, Insecta, Diptera, Culicidae. Gene Ontology annotation, molecular function: metalloendopeptidase activity; zinc ion binding. Bases 1 to 588 code for a protein of 195 amino acids.